AUGGAUGAGAUUUACAUAAAUCGUACGAUAAGGCCGUUUGAUGUGUUGUUUCACAGGGAAUGGUUCGCCCAGAACUGGCAUUUGUCUGUUUACGCCAGUGUUGUGUAUAUCAUAUGUGUGGCCAACGGACAGAAGUGGAUGAAGUGUCGCAAAGCCUAUCGACUGAAGAAUGUGAUGCUCUUCUGGAAUAUAAGUCUUUCUUUGUUUUCACUCUGCGGUACCUCAAAGUUGUUGCCGGAAUUGAUCUCUUCUGUGAUGAACAAAGGUUUCUAUCACUCGAUAUGCAACAACUCAUUCAAGAAGAGUUGGCAAAUAGAGUACUGGAUUUGGCUCUUCACGUGGUCUAAACCUCUCGAGUUUGGCGACACUUUGUUCAUUAUUUUACGCAAACAGAAACUUAUUUUCUUGCACUGGACUCACCAUAUAAUCACAUUUAUCUACUGUUUCUUCGUCUACAGUGACUUACCGGCAAUUACUCGGUGGGGUAUUACACUUAACUAUGCCAUCCAUGCAAUCAUGUAUUUCUACUACGCUCUCAAAGUUAUUAAGAUAUCGGUUCCCACAUCGGCUGCAAAAUUUAUUACAUCCGUACAAACCUUACAGAUGUUUAUCGGCAUAAUUACGAGUACCUGUGCUUUAUAUUAUGUGGUCAAUGGUUAUAAUUGUGACGGCAGUUUUAGUUUAGAAGAGUCAAACCCAUUGAAAUCCGGAGGCAAGACAUCUGAGGCCAGAUGUGGUUCGCGUCGUCGCAGUCGCCGAUCAGGUGGUCGUCGCGGACGAAAAGUUCGUUACAGAGCUGUCAAAAGGUUUCUUAUGAUUGAAUUAGAAGAAAGAGGUGGCAAAGGAUCGAAAAGAAGUAAAAGAGAAGGAAGAAGAAGCAGAAGUGGUCGCAGAAGAAGAAGAAGUAAAAGAGGUCAUUAA
Molecule: messenger RNA, 921 nt
Organism: Oppia nitens
Lineage: Eukaryota; Metazoa; Arthropoda; Arachnida; Sarcoptiformes; Oppiidae
Product: elongation of very long chain fatty acids protein 6-like
Exons: 3
Coding region: 1-921 (306 amino acids)
Biological process (GO): fatty acid elongation, monounsaturated fatty acid; fatty acid elongation, polyunsaturated fatty acid; sphingolipid biosynthetic process
Cellular component (GO): endoplasmic reticulum membrane
Molecular function (GO): fatty acid elongase activity
Source: RefSeq, a predicted model, not a curated record